UUAAAAAAUCAUUCAAAAAUACAAAAUGCAUUCGGUCACAUUUUUAAUCUACUAUUGCUUCGUCAUAUUUGAGCUCCAAUUGUUUGUAGUAGUUUCUCCCAAAGUGCCAAAACUGCCCAAAAUACGGUGUCAACCUGACGGAGAGUGUUUCUGUCCUGAAGAACCCCUCACAGAAAAGUACUCCGACCCAGACGAUACCACAUGUCAACAUUACUAUCUUUGUCAUUUGAAUCGAGCAUAUAAAAAAGUUUGUGAUGUGAGGACCGCUUUCCAUCCAGAAAAGGGGGACUGCAUUCCUCGUCAACAAAUUCCUGAAAAGUAUUGCAAGUUUCCCGUGAGGUGCCCAUUAUUCCACAAUAUUUACGUUGAAGAUCCACACGACUGUUCGAAAUACUAUCUCUGCUUCUACCAACGCCCUUCGCAUUACAGUUGCCCAGCGAACAACUAUUUCGACCCUGAACACCAGAAAUGUGUUCAUGACGCCUAUCAAGCUGAAGCUUGCGAAGAAUUGGCCAAACUUGAAAAGGCCGAACGGCUCCGCAUCGAAACGGACCCCAAGAUUAGUUCGAGCGCUUUGCAGAAAGCAAGACUCAACGCUGGGUCGUUAGUCACAGACAAAACAAAGAUUGUUCCCGAGCCUAAAACUGAUUUUAUGAGGAAGUUGAGCCCCAUCGGCAUGGCUGUGAAAGGAGGAAGCAAAAAUUUAUUUAGCCUCCACUAAUUUAUAUUCCGUCAAUUUUUAUUUAAGACAAUAUUUUUUAUACAUAAAUGUAAACGUUCAACAAAAUAAUGUAAAGAAAUAAAAAUAAAUCUAAAUUAAUAAAGAAAUCUACUCAAAUAUGUAUGUGUUAAUAAAUAAUUAGUAUUUGUACUGUUUUUAACCUACCAAUAUAAUAAAUACCCAACAUUUUAUAUUUCUAACA
Molecule: messenger RNA, 923 nt
Organism: Folsomia candida
Lineage: Eukaryota; Metazoa; Arthropoda; Collembola; Entomobryomorpha; Isotomidae
Exons: 4
Coding region: 26-721 (231 amino acids)
Cellular component (GO): extracellular region
Molecular function (GO): chitin binding
Source: RefSeq, a predicted model, not a curated record